Messenger RNA from Paramuricea clavata, 444 nucleotides. NCBI's taxonomy places the organism in Eukaryota, Metazoa, Cnidaria, Anthozoa, Malacalcyonacea, Plexauridae. The record is from the annotation of a GenBank genome assembly.
AUGUCUCACGAACUUAGUAAUAAGAAUAUUUUUAACUACUUCUUCCGAACAGUCGCACCCGAUGGAUUCUUCUACGCAGCAAUGGCCGCGUUCUUGGGGAGAAUGGGUUGGAGAUAUGUGGGUCUUGUACACUCGGAAAAAGUUUGGAAUCCACUUAAUGCAGCUCAAUUUGUUGACAAAAUGAGACAUAAGGGUAUUUGUGUUGGGCCACAAUUACACAUAUUCCCUCGUACAACUGACGAACAUUUUGAUAGAUACAUAGAGAAGUUGGUCUCGGAUGAUAAAGAACCUAAAAUCGUGAUACUUGUCACGUCCACGCGCGAGUCUCGCGCGAUGUUGGCGGCAAAGAAAAGAAACGCGCGUGGAAAUGAGCUGAUGUUCGUGGCGGGAGUAACUUGGAGCAAUCGCAAGACCAUUACAAAAGGUGAUUAUGGUGGAAUAUAG